AAAGUUCUGUUUAACAAGUUUGCAUUGAAGUUGUUUAAAUUGAACGUCAACUCUUUCUUUUUAUUUUAUCAUUUUAAAUUUGAUCUAAUUCGUGGACCAUUGUUUUAAAAUUCAAAAUUAACCGCCAACUACAUUUAAGCCACACAAUUCUUACCUCAACCAGGAACAGUAUACAUAUACAUACAUAUGUGUGUUUUUGUUGUUGAAUUUCAAAAUUUAAGGUGAAAAUUAGAGCAAAGGCCGCCCAGCUUUAAGACUCAUUUGUUUAAUUUAACAAAAUUGCGUGCUUUAUUUUGACGGCCUAGACACUUUAAUUAGCAUUAUCAGUUAGCUAAACAAAAAGUUCAUACAUACAACUACAACAACGAUAGCAACAGCCAAAACAACAACAACACCAACAACAGCAACAGCAAGAGCAAUAAUUCUCUCUAGAGAACUUACUCAUUACAAGAGACACAUGUUGUUUACGCUUUUGAGUCAUACCGCAUAGUCGUUGUUGUUAUUGUUGUUAACCCGCGUUUAUUGUGGCAUGUUUAGAGGCGUGGCAAGUGGCCGCAGGAAGUGCGAAAGUUCCUUUGUUCGUCUGUGUGUGUGUGCGUAUGCGUGUGUGUAAGCUGUGCGAAGAAGCAGCAACAGUUUAAGCCAAAAACGAAACAACCGGCUACCAACCAACCAACAAAUCCACCCACCAACAACAACAACAAGAACAACAACAGCAACAUGCCAAAUGUUGUUGUAAGCAGUUUCCGUAUGCUCCUGCAUUGCACGAGUCGCCCACAAUUUGGACUUUGUGGCAUGCGCCUAACACCGGUCACGACCUUCGCGCUGCACCUGCGACCUGGCCACAGAACUUAUGCGUCCUCGACGAGUGACGAUGACAGCGGGAGGAGGAAGCAGCCACCAAUUGGAGUUGAUGAUUUGUCGCGCCUCACUCUGGACGCCUUGAGGGCGCGUCUGCGUUCCCGUGGCCUCAGCGCAACGGGCAGAAAACAAAUUUUAAUCGAACGCUUGAUUAACUUGGAAAACUGUUCAGAUACAAAAUCAACAAGCACAACAAUAACCACAACAACAACAACAACAGCAACACAAGCAAAAUGCGACGGCAAAGAAUUCCCAACAGGUUCCAAUUUGUCGCAGGCGUGCCCUUGGGAGAAGCCACCAAGAGCUGACGAGUUGCCAACCAUGGCGACGAUAGCAACAACAACACCAACAGACGACUCGGAGGCUCAGCAACAGCCCGUGAAUCAUUUUGCCAACGCAAUUGCUUCCGGCGCUGGCGACGAGAGUACCGAUAAUUCUAUUUCUGCUGCCACCUCCUCUGUGCGCCAUGGUGAUAUCUAUGUGGAAUAUGUGAAUGGUAUGCCACACUUGACUGUGCGCCUGCCCAGCCGCAAUGAGAUGUGCCAGUUCGCCCUUAAGCCCAUCACGCACAACGUCGGGGAUCUGCUGGACAUGCUGAAGAUGGAGGAUCGUGGCAUAGAUCGGGCGGCAAUCAUCAACAAGCACGGCAUACGCAUUGCCUCCUCUUGCACCAUCGACAGCUUGCUGGAUGAUAAGUUUAGCAUACAAAUUAAUGACCGCACACUGGAAGUAGAUCCACCGCAGCGCGAUAAAAUCUCGCUAGAGGCCAUGGAUAAGGUGGACGAUGUGCGUCGCGUCAUUGCACAGCUAUACGAAGCCUUUAAUGUCAGCGAGUAUCAGCUGGAAAAGGCCAAUCAGCUGGCUAAGGAACUGGAAAACCUACGUUAUGAAUUGGAGCCGAUGGAAGAGAAAAAAAUGGAACUGAGCAGACAGGCGUCCCGUCGCACCAAUAUUAUGACCUGGUUGGGUCUCGGCCUCAUGUCCGUGCAAUUCGGCAUACUGGCGCGCCUCACCUGGUGGGAGUACUCGUGGGAUAUUAUGGAACCGGUUACCUAUUUUGUUACCUACGGCACGACAAUGGCCAUGUACGCCUACUAUUGUGUGACGAAGCGGGAAUAUGUAAUGGAGCAUGUGAAGAAUCGGGAAUAUAUCCUGACCAUGUAUAAAAGUGCCAAGAAGGUGAAUUUCGACUUGGAUCACUACAAUCUGUUGAAGCGCAAGACGGCGGAGAUCGAAUACAACCUGAGGCGUCUGCAGGAUCCGCUCAACAUGCAACUGCCCUCGCACUUAGUGCGCACACAAUCGGAGUUGCCCCCGCUGGGGUACAGCAGCGCGAGCGACGCGAAGAGUAAAGAGAAAAGUACUUAAGCCUCCCGAAGGACGUCAUAGCUAGAAGGCUAUGGGAAUCAGAUGUAGCCACCACCUAUGCGAAUGAAACUCAAAUUUAAUUUAUAACGCUCGCUCUCCAUCACUUAGCUAAUUAAAACAAAAACAAAAGAAUUUGUGAAAGUGAUUCAAAUUAUAGUCAACUAUUGAAAGUUAUAUAUACAUCUAUAUAUAUACAUCUAA
This is a messenger RNA of Scaptodrosophila lebanonensis, 2430 nucleotides long. It is a transcript of the gene MCU, whose product is annotated as calcium uniporter protein, mitochondrial. Gene Ontology annotation, molecular function: calcium channel activity; uniporter activity. NCBI's taxonomy places the organism in Eukaryota, Metazoa, Arthropoda, Insecta, Diptera, Drosophilidae. The coding region runs from base 721 to 2229 and encodes 502 amino acids. Gene Ontology annotation, cellular component: uniplex complex; mitochondrial inner membrane. The transcript has 8 exons. The record is from RefSeq and is a predicted model, not a curated record. Gene Ontology annotation, biological process: mitochondrial calcium ion homeostasis; calcium import into the mitochondrion.